Manis pentadactyla (Chinese pangolin) is the source of this 765-nucleotide messenger RNA. RefSeq names its product coiled-coil domain containing 152 (gene CCDC152). The transcript is spliced from 8 exons. Lineage: Eukaryota; Metazoa; Chordata; Mammalia; Pholidota; Manidae. The coding region runs from base 1 to 765 and encodes 254 amino acids. The record is from RefSeq and is a predicted model, not a curated record.
AUGAGUCGAUGCAGCCAAGGAUGUAUGAAAAAAAUGAGCAGUGUGAAUCUUGACAAACUUAUAAAUGACUUCUCACAUAUAGAAAAGAAAAUGAUAGAAACCAGUGGAAAGAACAGUGUAUUGGAUAUGCAUUUGGAAAAAACUAACAAUUUAUUAAAAGUAAUGCAAACAAAGGAGAUCGCUAUUAAAGAAGAAUGUACUGCUCUUAAUAGUAUGAUAAAAGGGUUACAACAGACCAUUGAAUAUCAACAUAAUUUGAAAGGUGAAAAUGAACAGUUAAAAAGAGAUGCUGAUGUUAUGAAAGAAAAGUUAAAAUCUUAUGAACAGGAAUAUAAGAAUAAUAUUGCCAAACUCAUGACUGAAAUGAAAAUCAAAGAGGGGGGAUAUAAGAAAGAAAUAAGGAAACUUUACCAGGAUAUGCAGGAAAAAGUUGUAAUAAACGAAGAAAAGCAUAAAGAACUGAUAGAGAAAAAAGAAGUGGAAAUUUCCGAGUUAAAUGCAAAGUUAAGAACUCAAGAAAAGGCAAAGCAAAAUGAAAUAAUCAGACUACAGCUAGAGUUUGAUACCAAACUAGCAAGAAUUCAAAAUAAAUCAAAAUCAUAUCCAGAUUCUACUGUUUCGCCACAGAGUAUCUACAGAAGGAAGCUUCAACAUCUUCAAGAAGAAAAGGACAAGGAGAUUACAGUUCUUCGUAAUACCAUUCGUGACUUAGAGCAACGCAUCUCUGUUGGCAAAGAUCCUCACCGUAAGCGUAGACGGUUUUGA